AUGGAUAUCAACGUUGACAAGUACCCUUCGAAGAGUCACGCCAAACGCGUCGCGGAGAAGCUCAAGGCUGCGGGGCAUGGCUCGAGUGGUAUCAUCUUCGUUGAGGGUCAGAAGGAACACAUCAUUGACGAUAGUGACGAGCCGUUUCACUUCCGCCAACGACGCAACUUCCUCUAUCUCUCCGGCUGUCUCGAGGCCGAGUGCUCUGUUGCAUACAAUAUUGAGAAAGAUGAGCUCACCCUGUUCAUUCCUCCAGUCGACCCGGCCUCGGUUAUGUGGUCAGGCCUCCCUCUCGAGCCCGCCGAGGCCUUGAAGCAGUUCGACGUCGACGCUGUGCUCCUCAACACUGAAAUAAACAACUACCUCGCACAAUGUGGGGGUGAAAAAGUUUUUACAAUCGCCGACAGAGUCUGCCCAGAAGUCUCCUUUUCGUUUUUCAAGCAACAUGAUAACUCUGCCUUGAAAACUGCUAUCGAGUCCUGCCGUGUGGUCAAGGAUGAGUAUGAGAUUGGUCUUCUUCGACGUGCAAACGAGGUCUCAAGCAAGGCCCACAUCGAGGUGAUGAAGGCUGCCACCAAGUCGACCAACGAAAGAGAGCUAUAUGCUACCCUUAAUUAUGUAUGCAUGUCAAAUGGCUGCUCAGACCAGUCCUAUCACCCAAUUCUUGCCUGCGGCCCCAACGCCGCCACCCUUCAUUACACCAAGAAUAACGGUGACUUGACCAACCCAGCCACUGGUACUAAAGAUCAACUUCUUCUCAUCGACGCCGGAUGCCAGUACAAAGCAUAUUGCGCAGACAUCACCCGUGCAUUCCCCCUCUCGGGAAAAUUCUCACCUGAGGCCCGCCAGAUCUACGACAUCGCCCUGGAGAUGCAGAAAGUUGCCUUUAGUAUGAUCAAGCCUGAUGUUCUGUUCGAUGACAUGCAUGCCAUGGUUCAUCGAGUUGCCAUUAAGGGGUUGCUCAAGAUUGGUAUCCUCACCGGUUCCGAGGAUGAGAUCUUCGAGAAGGGAAUUAGCACUGCUUUCUUCCCUCAUGGUCUAGGCCACCAUCUCGGCAUGGAUACUCAUGAUGUUGGUGGUAACCCUAACCCAGCAGACCCUAACCGCAUGUUUAAGUAUCUGCGCCUCCGAGGCACCGUCCCAGAGGGAUCAGUUAUCACCAUCGAGCCCGGUGUCUACUUCUGCCGUUACAUCAUUGAGCCAUUCCUCACUAACCCAGAGACUAGCAAGUACAUCAACACCGACGUGCUUGACAAAUACUGGACUGUCGGAGGCGUACGUAUCGAGGACAAUGUUGUCGUCCGAGCUAAUGGCUUCGAGAAUCUGACCACCGUGCCAAAGGAGCCAGAGGAGGUUGAACUUAUUGUCCAAGAAGGUGCUAAGUAA
Molecule: messenger RNA, 1386 nt
Organism: Microsporum canis CBS 113480
Lineage: Eukaryota; Fungi; Ascomycota; Eurotiomycetes; Onygenales; Arthrodermataceae
Product: xaa-Pro dipeptidase
Exons: 3
Coding region: 1-1386 (461 amino acids)
Molecular function (GO): metalloaminopeptidase activity; manganese ion binding
Source: RefSeq, a predicted model, not a curated record